Molecule: messenger RNA, 2768 nt
Organism: Nymphaea colorata (pocket water lily)
Lineage: Eukaryota; Viridiplantae; Streptophyta; Magnoliopsida; Nymphaeales; Nymphaeaceae
Product: kinesin-like protein KIN-7L
Exons: 18
Coding region: 111-2573 (820 amino acids)
Biological process (GO): microtubule-based movement
Molecular function (GO): microtubule motor activity; ATP binding; microtubule binding
Source: RefSeq, a predicted model, not a curated record
AUGCAGUUUACAAGGCUUGCGAAAUCUAGAAAGGGAGGGCUCAGGGAGAGUCGGAUUGGGGACUAUCUAUCUUGCCCUCAAGGGGUUGUCAACGGGUGGUGGAGGAGAAGAUGGAGAAGAUCUGCGUCGCCGUCCGCUUCCGCCCGCCGCUGCCUCAAGAAGGCCUUAAUCCAAGCCCCAGUCCAGCUAAUUGGAGGAUCGACGACAAUCGAAUCUCCCUUCACUCUCCUCUGGGCACUCCCAUUUCAGGCGUCUCCUUCGCUUUCGAUCACGUGUUCGAUGACACUUGCACGAAUUUGAGCGUUUAUGAGCGCCACACGAAGGAUGUCAUCCAAGCGGCAGUCAAGGGAUUCAAUGGAACUGUGUUCGCUUAUGGGCAGACCAGCAGUGGAAAAACUUUCACAAUGAAAGGUUCUUCAAACGACCCAGGAGUUAUCCAUCUGGCUGUCCAAGAUGUCUUUCGGAAUAUUAAAUUGACGACAGAUCGUGAGUUUUUGAUUCGGGUUUCAUACAUGGAGAUCUAUAAUGAAGAAAUCAACGAUCUAUUUAGGCCAGAGAACCGAAAGCUGCAAAUUCAUGAGAAUUUAGAGAGAGGAAUUUUUGUUGCUGGCCUAAGAGAAGAGAUUGUGAAUAGCCCUGAACAAGUAAUUGAUCUCAUUGAAUAUGGAGAAGUUCAUAGACAUGUUGGGCAGACAAACAUCAAUUCCAGAAGUAGUAGAUCCCACACUAUCUUUAGAAUGGUUAUAGAAAGUCGAGGGCAAGAACCUGCAGCAUUUGGGGAUAGGACUGAAGAUGCUGUCCGCGUCUCCGUUUUGAAUUUGGUAGAUUUGGCUGGUUCAGAGCGUAUUGCAAAGACUGGUGCUGGUGGCGUACGUUUGAAGGAAGGGAAAUACAUAAAUAAAAGCUUAAUGGCCCUUGGCAAUGUUAUCAACAAACUUAGUGAUAACGGUGUUAGGCAAAGAGGACAUAUUCCUUACCGUGAUAGCAAGCUCACCAGAAUUCUUCAGCCUGCUCUGGGUGGCAAUGCAAAGACUUCUAUUAUCUGUACGGUUGCACCUGAAGAGGUUCAUGUUGAUGAAACAAGGGGGACUUUGCAGUUCGCCAGUAGAGCUAAGCGCAUCACAAAUUGUGUUCAAGUGAAUGAGAUCUUGACGGAUGCAGCACUGCUAAAACGUCAAAAGAUGGAAAUUGAAGAGCUGAGGAGAAAAUUGAAGGGCUCUCAUUCAGGGGUGUUGGAGCUUGAGAUAUUAAAGCUGCGAAAUGAAAUGUUGAAGUCUGAACAAGAGAGAGAAAAGCUUGCUAUGGAACUAGAGAAAGAAAGAAAAUCUCGGGAACAACGAGAUUCAAGCUUUGAGGAGCAACAACUGAAACCUUUUGACGACAUUCCACAACCUGGUCAAGAAAGAUGCUCGGAUAUGGCACCGGAAAUUUGUUUAUCAGCAGAAGCAUAUGAUCGAAGUAAUGGAACACCCUCCAUUGACAAUUCUAGAACUCCCCGAACUCCUUAUCAUGGUGAUGUUUCAAAAGUUUUGGUAGCAAAGCGAUUUCAUGAAGCGGCUCUUCCUGAGUGUAGCCCCGUCCCAGAUGACUUUGCAAACGUUGCUGAUGAGGACAUGUGGAUGAGACUGAACAAAGGUCAUAGUACUAUUGACCUCGAUUUACUGCACUUUACUCCUGAUGUCAAGCAUUUCUCUAUUUCAUCAAGAGGUGCAAUCCAAGUUCAAUCUUCUAUUGAACAUCAUAAGGACGAAAUGAACGCACUGAGGUUACAAUUGGAAACUGCUCUAAAUUCAAAAACGGAGCUUGAGAAGAAUCUUGAAAACCAGCUUUCACUUAAUGAACAAUUAAUGUUGGAAGUGUCGAAACUCCAACAUGAGGCACUACUGGUAAGAGAGUACCCACAAAAGAUAUGGGACGCAGUUGCUGAACUGAAGGAUAUCUACACGAAUAUUUCUUCACAUGCCGAGGUUCUCACAAGUGAACAGAAGCACUCGAAUGUUAAAUUUCUGUCUAGCACAUGCGAUAUGGGUGUGAGCCUUUUUGAAGCCUUAGCAAACCAUCUUUUGUUGAUGACAAAAAAUGAGGGAGCUUAUCCUGGACUUUCAAUCCAAGAAGAAUUCAAAAUUCUUUCAGAAAAGAUAAGCCAGGUUGCUGCAUUAGCUAAGGCAUCAAAUAUAGUUGACACAUCCAAGGAGGAUCUUCUGCAAAACUGUAAAAUUCUAAGAGAGCAUACUUUUAUGGAGAAGACAAAUGGGUGCCUAUGUGAAUCAAAAGAUCAACUUCUUGAAUCCGUGCAAGAACGAUGCUGUAAUCUGGAAGAAGAGUGUAACAGCAUGAAGGAAGAACGAGCUUCCCUUGUUCAUGCUUUGUCCAUAUCGACACAGAACCUUGCUUUGCUGAACUCACAAAAGGAGGAGAUGCGCAAGGAACUCAAGGAAUUGCGUCGUCGCAAAACCAUCGAUGAGAAACUCCGGCAGUUUGGCAUGGCAUUUAUUGAACGCCAUAGCUUAUUUGCUUCCCUGCGCGAUGAUGUUCAAGCCAAGAGCCAGUGCCUGCAAGAUCUGUUUUGCUAGAAAUGAUUAUGAAACUGAUCCAAGGAGGUGUUUGGAGCAAAGAAAGCAAUUUUUUUAAUUUUAACAUAUUGUGGGUGCCAGCUGCUCGGCUCCAUGCUGCCAAGCUUCUCGGCUAUUGUUAUAGGCUGGAAAUGUGAAAUAACUAUUCAUAAUGUAGCUGCGAUUUGUUUAAUGUUUAAUCUUUUAUGCCCUCCA